CGCUGUACCGGCCCCGCAGAUGUUCCCCGUCCCCCUCCUCCCCUUCCUCCUCUCCCUCCUCCUCCUCCUCCUCGCCCCCGGCAGCGCGGCAGCCGGCCCGGGGAUCACAGCCCGCACACUCGCUCCGUGCUACUCGGCCGACCUCAGCCCAGCCUCGGGGCGCCUGGUCUCGGCCGUGGGCUGCACCGUGCUGCUCACGGUGCCCCGGCUGCGGGUGGGCAGAGCGGUGUCCUGGGAAUACAGAGCGGGCGUGGAGCAGGGCGUCAUCCUCCGCUAUGCCUUCGACCGGCCCCCCAGCACGGCUCGCCCCUACGAGAACCGCACGAGGUUCAACGAGACCAACUUCUCGCUGCAGAUGGUGCUGCGGCGCGGCGACGGGCGGCUGUACCGCCUCAGCUCCGAGGAGGAGGCCACGGACUGGUUCCAGCUGUACGUUGUUGAACCGCUGUCCGAGCCAGAAAUCGUGGGCAACUCGUCGGUGAAGGCAGGAGACGACACCAAACUGGUCUGCAACGUCCUGAAGGGGAAGGCAGACUUGUACUGGUGGAAGAAAAAUGGGAAGCUGCUUCUGGGAAGUGACCGCAUCCAGUUUGAGGACAACAGCACGCUGUGCAUCGUCAGGGUGUCGAUGAGGGACAGCGGGUACUACGCGUGCGUGGUGCGCAACGCCGUGAGCCAGAACGAGACCUCCUUCCUGCUCCAUGUCCACCACUCGGCGAACGUGGUGCUGCCCGUGGUCCUGGCGUGCGUGGUGGUCGGCUGCCUCGCAGGUAUCUUCGUCUGGUGCAGGAAAACGGAGCAGCCAUUUCGGCUCUGUAGGUAGAGCUGCCUCAGCUGUUCCCUCGCUGCCCUUCCCUGAUGAUGGACGUUGCUGGGAAUGCUGGGUGUCCCAUCCAGUCCCAGCCUCUCCCAGGCUCACCUCUGAGGUGUUCAAGCUGCUGAAACCCACAAAUUUUUUUGGAAAACACCGGCUUGGACUAUUUGUGUUGUCCUGCUCUUUCCCAGGGCCCCUCGCGCGUCUCUGAAGGAGAUGGGCACAGCUGUGCCUGCUUCAUCUCUCCAUCCCUCUCCUGGCUUCCUCCAGAGGCCUGGGUGGGCUCAUGGCUCUGGGAAGAGCCACCAUCCACACUGGGCAAAUCCACAGUCCUGGGGAUGCUGGGAAAUGCUGUUUGGUGCCAGCCCUGCUGUGCCAGGGGCUUGCCAGGGGCGCUCUGUGGGCUUUCCACUCCCUUUGACCCUCAGAGGGAGGGAAAAGGGCAGGAUUUUGCUGUUUGUGCAUCCAGGAGGGGAGGGAGGCAGUGGAAGGUGGCAGGGAAUGGGGGAACAGCAAAGGAGUUCAGUUUUCAAAAGCAAAUCCCAAAGAAAUCCCUGCUGCUGGACGAUGGUGGGAUGCUCCCGAGCCCAUCUCCUCUGUUCUCUUUGGGCUCUGGCAGGAUCAGGGGACAUCCCUGAAGACAUCCAUCCUCUUCCCAACAUGAGCCAGCUGGGUUGACCAUGUGUCAGUGCCAGCUUGUGCUUCCUGUUUGCUGCUCCAACAAGUGACAGCAGCCUUGGAUAUGGCCAGGUCAGCCUUACCUGUCCCCUCCUGUCCUCCUGUCCCCUCCAUCCCUGUGCUGUGUCCACAGGGCUCUCCUGGGCUUUGCUGUGAAGGGAAUGUCAUUCCUAUAGAAAGCAUCUCCCCCCUGGAGAGAACUGGAUGCUCUCCUGGGGUGCUGGACCCCGAGGUGUUUGUACCCCCCUUUCAGUCCGAUGGGGACAACCCUGAGCCGGUCCCCAGCACCUCUGGAAGGGGUGUUGGAUGUCCUGGUCACUUGGGGACCUCUCUGUGCUCCGAGCCACCAGUCUGGGGGGUGUUUCUGUGCUGGGGUCUUGCCUGAAGAGCUGCAAGAGCUUUCCUGGCCAGGGCAGCGGGGGGUUCCCUCUCCCCAGGGUUAUCCUUUCUCAGAGAACAGAAAUUCUCCUGGGAGAGGCUCAAAUCCCAUCCCUGAGCUCUCCUACACCUCUUUCUGGGAGCAAAUUGGGAAAUGGUGGGAGAGAUCACUGGGAUAGUCAGGCUCUCAACCUGGGGUUUCUUGGAGCGAUUCAAGGAAGCAAAAGAGUUUGGGUGGUUUGGGGUUCCAGCCUCGUUGGAGGCUUCAGGGCAGGUUGUCAUGUUCCUUGUUGCACUUGCAGGUGUGAAAAGCAGCCACACAGUUUUACAAAUAACAUUUUUCUAAGUAUUUCAGAGAGUUGCCUGCAAAUUGUUUUGGAGACUUUGUGUUUUUUAUAGUGUCUCUUACUGCUAAUAAAAGCAUAUACGUUA
Pipra filicauda (Wire-tailed manakin) is the source of this 2302-nucleotide messenger RNA. RefSeq names its product carcinoembryonic antigen-related cell adhesion molecule 1-like. Lineage: Eukaryota; Metazoa; Chordata; Aves; Passeriformes; Pipridae. Bases 20 to 823 code for a protein of 267 amino acids. The record is from RefSeq and is a predicted model, not a curated record. The transcript is spliced from 6 exons.